Rana temporaria (common frog) is the source of this 1180-nucleotide messenger RNA. RefSeq names its product C-reactive protein-like. The transcript has a single exon. The record is from RefSeq and is a predicted model, not a curated record. Bases 162 to 758 code for a protein of 198 amino acids. NCBI's taxonomy places the organism in Eukaryota, Metazoa, Chordata, Amphibia, Anura, Ranidae.
GCAGGAGCCGAAGUGAAGUGCCGUGCCGCCGCCGGGACAAUGGUACGGGAGGCGGGCGCAGCCGUAGGAGGACCGGUUGGAUUUUUUUUUUGCGCCCCCCCCACCUGGUGACGGGCCCCUCGGACUGACAGGGCCCAGUCGCAACUGCGACUGUUGCGACCAUGAAAAUUCCGCCACUGCUGAAACCUACAAUUACAAAGCCAUUGAAGAAAGUCAGCUUCUGCCUAAAUUCCUACAGUGAUAUUAAACAUAUUUAUUAUCUCUUCUCUCUCUCUACUACAGAAAGGAGUAAUGCUUUUUAUAUCAGCUCAGUCACUCCAAAUCUUUAUUUCAUAGCUGUAAAUGGAAAUGGUGCAUCAUAUAAGACAGACUCGGAUUCCUUGAACUGGAGACACAUCUGUGUGACCUGGGACUCCGACACUGGAGUCUUCCAAUUUUGGUUCAAUGGAAAGAUCUACCCCAGAAAAGUCUUUGCAAAAGGCUCUUCUUUCAAUCGUGUAACCAACAUUGUUAUGGGACGGCUUUAUGGUGCUCCGGAGGCACAAAAGUCAUUUGUUGGAGAAAUAAGUGACGUCCACAUGUGGGAUUUUGUCCUGACUCCAAGUGACAUCCAGAAAGUCAUCUCUGGUGACCGCUAUGGAAAUGUCAUUAGUUGGAAGUCUCUAGUCUAUGAAAAGAAAGGGGAAGUUCUUCUUCAGCCCAAACUUCAAUGCAAGUGCUGGGGGUCCGUCAGCUCAGUGUGUACACCGUGUUAUUAAAGUGUGAAUAAAAAGCCAAAACUUUUUAGGGGUUUGAAUAGAGUAGGGAAGGGUUAAAAUGAACAUCAGGUUUUUGUUGCUGCCUGUGUCCUCCUGGGGAGAUUUAUCUUCGCUUCCUGCCUUGGAAAAACAAUAAGAAAGGACAAGAAAUCUCCACAACAUCACCAGAACAUUGGAAGAUUUCCUCUCACCUUUUGCUCUCUAAACUUCUAAAACAACGUCCACCAGGACCAACACAAAGAGUGAAUCUCCCCUAGCACAGACACAGCCAUAAACACUUGGUAGAGGGUCUAACCCUUCCACUCUCCAUCCAAUCUUAAAAUAAAUGUUUUGUCUUCAAUGCUUGAAGUGGUGUCAGGUUCUGGAAAUUGGCAUGGGUUUUGUGUGUAUCGAUUUCUGCAUUAAAACUAUGAGCAUGCAAA